Messenger RNA from Pseudoliparis swirei, 5187 nucleotides. It is a transcript of the gene ankrd27, whose product is annotated as ankyrin repeat domain 27 (VPS9 domain). The record is from RefSeq and is a predicted model, not a curated record. Lineage: Eukaryota; Metazoa; Chordata; Actinopteri; Perciformes; Liparidae. Gene Ontology annotation, cellular component: transport vesicle; tubular endosome; early endosome. Gene Ontology annotation, biological process: early endosome to late endosome transport; neuron projection morphogenesis. Bases 67 to 3315 code for a protein of 1082 amino acids. Gene Ontology annotation, molecular function: guanyl-nucleotide exchange factor activity; SNARE binding. The transcript is spliced from 27 exons.
CCAGACCUGCAGCCCCUCCAGGAUCCAGACCUGCAGCCCCUCCAGGAUCCAGACCUGCAGGUCCUCAUGGCUGUGUAUGACGAGAACAUCCUGAAGAACCUCUUCUACAUGGCGCUGGAGAAGCAGAGACCGGACCUCUGCAGCCGAGUGGCGGAGCUGCACGGCAUCGUUCUGGUGCCGUGUUGCGAGAGUUUGACCGGCGCCGGAUUCUCCGACUCUCAGUUUGAGAGUUAUGUCCUCCAACCGGCAGAGGACGGGUACCUGACUGUGGACGGGAAGGAGGUCCGGAUCCAGGACCGCCGGGUCCUGCUGGGCUCCGGCUUCCCGUCUCCGUCCUCGGUGGCCGUCCUGUUCGAGGAGACCUUCUACAACGCCCGCGAGCAGAGCUACAGCAUCCUGUGCAUCGCCCGGCCCGUGGAGGCGGAGCCUGGCCCGGCCGCCGCCCCCGGCCCGCCGUACCGCCUGAGGAGCCUGGAGGACGUCCGGAGCUUCCUGGGCCGCCAUGGCCAGAAGCUGGACAAGUUCAUCCUGGUGUUCAACCAGAGCUUCAGGGAGCAGGAGAGGAGGGGGCUGCGGCACCACAUCGACUCGGUGAACGGUCUCUACACUAAAUGUCUUCAGUGUCUUCUGAGGGACUCUCGUCUGAAGCUUCUGGCCAAGCAGGAGCUCCAGAUGACGCUCCUCAAGCAGGCGGUGGAGAUGUACGUUCAUCACGGGAUCCACGAUUUGAUUUUUAACUUCGUGGGAACGCUCGAGGCCGGCCAGGACGCCGCCUUCAACAAGACCACCAGGAGUCUGCAGGAGCUGCAGCAGAGCGAGCUGGGAGUGAAGCCGCAGUUCAGUCUGAACCUGCCCCGGGCGAAGAGAGAGCUCAGUCAGCUCAACCAACAGACCUCCCCCCUCCUCAAGCUGCUCUGCCUGCGUCGAGCCGCUCUGACCGCCACCCAGACGCCACGGGGCGCCGUCGGCAUGGAGGCCGUGUGUGCAGACGACCUGCUCUCCGUCGCCCUCUACCUGCUGGUCAAGACGGAGAUACCCAACUGGACCGCUAACCUGAGCUACAUCCGUAACUUCAGCUUCAGCCACUCUGGUAAAGACGAGCUGAGCUACAGCCUGAGCACCUUCGAGGCCGCGGUGGCCUACAUCCAGCUGGGCAAGCUGCAGGAGACCCGCUCGAGCUCCGGGGAGCUGAGCGACACGACGCUGUUCAAGGAGAGGAUGAGUCUCCUGCCUCAGAGCGCGGCCACGCCCAUCCACCGCCUGUUUGAGCACAUAGCCAGUGGCAGCGAGGUGGAGGUGCGGCGCCUGCUGAGUGAAGGAGAGAACAACGAGGACGUGAAGAUGUGUCAUCCGCUGUGUUCAUGUGACCUCUGUGACCUCACACUGUCUGGGCGCCUGAACGACCCGUCCAUCGUCACGCCGUUCUCCAGAGACGACCGCGGCUACACGCCGCUGCACGCCGCCGCCGCCUGUGGUCAGGCCCAGCUGAUCGACCUGCUGGUGAGUAAAGGAGCGCCGGUCAACGCCACGGACUACCACGCCCUCACGCCGCUGCACCUGGCCUGUCAGAGGGGCUACCAGGGAGUCACGCUGCUGCUGCUGCACUACCAGGCCGACCCCGACGCCCAGGACAACAACGGCAACGCGGCGCUGCACCUGGCCUCCAAGUACGGCCACGAGGACUGCGUGAAGGCCUUGGUGUACUACGACGCGCCGUCUUGCCUCCUGGACCUGCAGAAUGAGAAGGGCGACGCCGCGCUGCACCUGGCGGCGCGUUGGGGCUACGAGGGCGUCCUGAGGGCGCUGCUGGAGAACGGGGCGAGCACCGGCGUCCUCAACAAGGCCGGGGACUCGCCGGCGCGGUGCGCGCUCAACUCCAAGAUCCUCGUGUUGUUGCAGUCGACGCAGAACAGACGCCAGCGCGGCGGAGUGGACUCUCCCAGUCGAUCUCCUCUGGCUUCAGACUGCAGCAGCCGCCGCUCCUCCGUCUCCAGCACCUCCUCCCAGAGCGCCGAGGUGAAGCCGGAGGUGGAGCGGGUCCGACGCAGAGAGGUGGAGAAGCUGCUGCGUGCCGUUGCCGACGGCGACGUGGAGAUGGUGCGUUACCUGUUGGACUGGAUAGAUGAGAAGGAGGAGGAGGAGGAAGAAGAAGAAGGGCAGCUUCUGCCUGAGGCUUCGCGGUGCCACCCGCUGUGCCAGUGUCCGGCCUGCGCUCCCUCUCGGAAGCUGUCCGUCCUGCAGGCCGGCGCCCUCGGGGUGAACAGCUGCAGCGCCGGCGGCUUCACGCCGCUGCACGUGGCCGCGCUGCACGGCCGCUCGCCGCUCGCCGCCCUGCUGAUCCGCCACGGCGCCGACGUCAACGCCCGCACCGAGCAGAGCGCCACGCCGCUGCACCUGGCCUGCCAGCACAGCCACGUCCAGGUGGUCAGGUUUCUGCUGGAGUGCAAUGCCAAGCUGAACAAGAAGGAUCACUAUGGCAACACCCCUCUGAUCCAGGCCUGUUUGUGUGGGAGCCUGGAGACGACCACCACUCUGCUACAGAGCGCGGCGCUGCUGAACGCGGUGAACCUCCAGGGGAACACGGCGCUGCACGAGGCGGUGCGCGGCGGCCACCAGGCAUUGGUGGAGCUGCUGCUGAGGGGCGGAGCCUCGGCCGACAUCAGGAACAAGAGGCAGAGGACGCCGCUGGACUGCGCCUACGAGCUGGGCGGCAAGAACACGGAGAUCCUGAGAGCUCUGCAGAAAGCUCUUGGACUUUCUCCCGACGCCGAACCAAUCAAACUCCUGUCUGUGCCCAAAGGAGCUCUGGCUCAUUCGUUCGUGCAGCGUCUGAAGCUGCAGGACAGCAACAGCAGCAGGAGACAGAAGCUGGCCCAGUCCAUCAGCAGGGUCCAGCAGAUGAAGAAUGGUUCCUCUGCUUCGCCCUCCAGGUGUUCCGCCAACCUGAACCAGUUUCUCCCGGACUCGAGGCGGUUGAGGCGAGGCGAGACGUUGGAGGUCAGCUGCCCCUCGGCCUCCCGGCUGAGGGAGCGUCCUCUGGGUCGCUGUCACACGCUGGACUCUGGAGAGGGCGUCGCCCGCGCUCGCACCGCCAGCGACCCGUUCCACGGCGACCCGUUCCAACCGCGUCCGAGUCCCGGCGCUCCGAACGGAGAAUCCCCGGCGCCCGACGACCGUGCGCCGGAGAGCGAGGACGCGGGCUCGAGUCCCGCCUUCCCCGCACGCCUCGACGCCACCAUCCAGACCGAGGGAGGCGAUCGGGGAGACGCCGAACAGACGCAGGAGGCGAGACGCCGCGAGGCGGCCGACUCGUAACGCGGACGCCGGAAGGAAAGAAACGGAACGAUCCAUUUUUGGGUGACGCUUUUCUUUUUUUUGAAGUCACGAUGGAAUGUGAGUUUGUAAACUCCACAAACCCCGAACACGACCGAGUCUCGGCGUCUUCUGAUGGCGUUUCAUUUGUUUUAAUCGGGUCACUUUACUACUUCCUGUGAAACACAACACCCGGUUGUUCUUCUUCUUCUUUUUAUAUCUGUAGAAAAAGCACAAAUGUUGCACAAUACUCUCACGGUGAAUAUUUUUCUUUUUUUACGACCGAUGGAAACCGGCGACCCGGUUCGGAGCCGCGGGACUCCUUUUGACGAAGACUCCUUUGACGAAGACUCCUUUGACGAAGACUCCUUUGACGAAGACUCCUUUGACGAAGACUCCUUUUGACGAAGACUCCUUUUGACGAAGACUCCUUUUGACGAAGACUCCUUUGACGAAGACUCCUUUUGACGAAGAGUCCUUUGAUGAAGACUCCGGACUCCUUUUGACGAAGAGUCCUUUGACGAAGACUCCUUUGAUGAAGACUCCGGACUCCUUUUGACGAAGACUCCUUUGACGAAGACUCCGGACUCCUUGUGACGAAGACUCCUUUGAUGAAGACUCCUUUUGACGAAGACUCCUUUGAUGAAGACUCCGGACUCCUUUUGACGAAGACUCCUUUGAUGAAGACUCCGGACUCCUUUGACGAAGACUCCUUUGAUGAAGACUCCGGACUCCUUUUGAUGAAGAGUCCUUUGACGAAGACUCCUUUGAUGAAGACUCCGGACUCCUUUUGACGAAGACUCCUUUUGACGAAGACUCCUUUGACGAAGACUCCUGACUCCUUUGACGAAGAGUCCUUUUGACGAAGACUCCUUUGAUGAAGACUCCGGACUCCUUUUGACGAAGAGCCCUUUGAUGAAGACUCCUUUGACGAAGACGGAUGGUCUAAUACCAUUUCAUUGUGACUUUCUCUCCUCAAAAGGACGAAGGGCCGCAGGCUGACGUUACGUUUGUUUGGACGUUGUUUUAUUUAUUUUUUUCAAGUCGCUCCAUUUCAAAAAACUUCUUUUUUUACUUGAAUGAUCGGCGUUGGCUUUUUCUUGCAGACGUUUUUUUACGUUUUUUAAUCCCGUUAGUGACUGAAUCGUAUGUUAAACAAUUCGAUGGAUUCCUUUUCCUACGACCUUCACAUCUUUGAAGGACUUGAAACUUGCUGCAGAAAGAUGAACAGCGAGUGUGUUGUUGUUUACUUCAAUUUAUAUUCAUUUAUUAAUGAGAUUUUAGCAGCACCUCGAACAGACGUCAAUUUAUAACCGACAUAAACGACUUGUGAUGUUUUUAAAAUAUUCUCAGACAUUAUUUUUAAACAUAAUGAAUUAAUCUAUUAAAAGACACAUUUAGUAUUUUAUUUUUAGUUGCAGCUCUGCUUGAAAAAAAUAAAAAAAUGUAUGCAAGUUUCAUGUCUUUGCAAGUUGAUUUUUGUUCUUUUGUUUUAUGAAGAGAAAAGCAACGCCACCAGUCUGGUCCUUUCUGACAUCACAAGAGAUUUGACCCCGUUUCCAAAGGAAGGAAGCGGCAGCAGUGAUGUCACCAUCGGCGAUGUCACCGGCGCUCUUUGUGUCACACACACACCUCACCAUGUUCACUUAUUGUCACUUUAAACCUUUGCGUUUCAUCUCUCCACCGAUGGUUUGUUUAUUCACCGAUGCUUCACUGUUUAAUUUAAGAUGAAGGAUGUCAAACGCAAUCAAACUCAAGUCUUGAUUAUUUUUGUACCACUGAUUUUAUUUUUCAGGUUUUGAUGUUUUUUUUAAGUGAUGUGAAUGUGCCUUAUUUAAUUGACACCCAAAUAACCAAUAAACUCAUUAAGAUGAA